AUGAAAGCCAUUAUUUAUCUAAUUGCAGUCUUGUUGUUGUUGGUGUUGUCGGCCAUCAAAUCUGUGGUCAGCAAUAAGUCUUCAAAGAAUUUCUGUGACGAAUAUAGAAAAAAUGGUCACAAAAUUGAUGUUGUAUUUCGUUUCUCUGAAGACAAUAAUUAUGAUAAAACAGAAUCAAACAAAUACUUCUUCAUCGAUAACAACUGUUGGCAAUUGACAUACAGUGACGGCUUUCAGAAAACCGUUACAAUGGAUACGUUUAACACUAUCGAUAAGUUUGACACGUUUUCCGGUAAAAUUUACUCCAUGGCCUGGACAAUACGUAUUAAAAUAGAUGCUUAUUUUGAUGCUAUCGGAGCUCUCCGAAAAGAUUUGAAAAAUAUUGAUUGGUGGCACAAAGAUUUUCCGUCAAACUUUAAGCCGACACUUGCCUGGACUCCGUUGAAUAUAACUAAAGAUUAUCCAAUCGUAACAUUUAUGGACAACAAUAACAACAACGAUGUGAAGACACGAGUAUAUAAUUUUUCAACUUAUGAUAAACCGAUCGACAAUAUCUAUGGAUUAAGCGAAAAGCAAAAGUUUUUUAUUGAAGGAAAACAAGAGAUUAAGAUCAAUAGUGUAACCAAACUGAUGGCAAUUGUCAGACAGUAUAGUCGUUAUGAUUUUGUCAAUGGAAAAGGUGGUGAAAUGGGUGGUCAGGGAUCCAUUGUGUUCACCAAUGAUGGCGACAAUUCUGUCAUCAAAUACUGUUAUGUGGGAAAUCCAUUCAAUGAGACGGCCUGUAAACCAAAUAAUCUAAAGACACUCAUCAAAUGUUCACCUAAAUCAACAACAACUACACCUAAGACAACAGCAACUCAUAAGACAACAUCCAUACCUAAGACAACAACAGUCAUAACUACAACAACUGCAGUCUUGUUGUUGUUGGUGUUGUCGGCCAUCAAAUCUGUGGUCAGCAAUAAGUCUUCAAAGAAUUUCUGCAACGAAUAUGUAAAAAAUGGUUACAAAAUUGAUUUUGUAUUUCGUUUCUUUGAAGACAAUAAAUAUGUCAAAACAGAGUCAAACAAAUACUUCAUUAUCGGUAACAACUGUUGGCAAUUGACAUACAGUGACGGCUUUAAGAAAUCCGUUACAAUGAAUAUGUUUAAAACUAUCGAUAAGUUUGACACGUUUUCCGGUAAAAUUUACUCCAUGGCCUGGACAACAAGUAUUAAACUAGAGGAUUAUUUUGAUGCUAUCGGAGCUCUCCGAAAAGAUUUGAAAAAUAUUGAUUGGUGGCACAAAGGUAUGAAUUAUGGCAUAAACUUUUUUGAUACGUCGACAAUAGAUUUUACGUCAAACUUUAAGCCGACACUCGCCUGGACUCCGAUGAAUAUAACUGAAGAUUACCUAAUCGUUACAUUUAUGGACAACAAUAACAACAACGAUGUGAAGACACGAGUAUAUAAUUUUUCAUCUUAUUAUAAACCGAUCGACAAUAUCUAUGGAUUAAGCGAAAAGCAAAAGUUUUUUAUUGAAGGAAAACAGGAGAUUAAGAUCAAUAGUGUAACCAAACUGAUGGCAAUUGUCAGACAGUAUAGUCGUUAUGAUUAUGCUAAUGGAAAGGGUGGUGAAAUGGGUGGUCAGGGAUCCAUUGUGUUCACCAAUGUUGGCGACAAAACUGCCAUCAAAUACUGUUAUGUGGGAAAUCCAUUCAAUGAGACGGCCUGUAAACCAAAAAAUCUAAAGACACUCAUCAAAUGUUUCCCUAAAACAACAACAACUAUACCUAAGACAACAACAACUCCUAAGACAACAUCCCUAUCUAUGACAACAUCCAUACCUAAGACAACAACCAUUCCUACAUUGACCGGCACUCAAACUAAUGGUACAAAUAAUUGGUUUAAAUGGUUGAAAACAACAUUUCUUAUUGUGGUUAAUGUAAUCCUAUUGAUACUCAUUUGUUUGAUGACAUAUUUGGUUUACAAGCAAUGGUUAAAACGAUGCACAAAAUAA
Messenger RNA from Oppia nitens, 1995 nucleotides. RefSeq lists its product as uncharacterized. The coding region runs from base 1 to 1995 and encodes 664 amino acids. The transcript has 8 exons. NCBI's taxonomy places the organism in Eukaryota, Metazoa, Arthropoda, Arachnida, Sarcoptiformes, Oppiidae. The record is from RefSeq and is a predicted model, not a curated record.